AAACAAGAAAGUUAAAAUAUUUAUAGGAAAUGAAAAGGUGAGAAUUCUCUUUUUUCAUCUAUCGCCAAACGCAACUGAAAACCCUGUCGAUCGCAGGAGAGAGGGAAUCGGGAAAUAUGGGGAAGAAAAGGAAAUCAAUAGCUACGAGCCUCGAUGAGGUGGAUCGGACUAUGUACGCCUCUUUUUCCGGCGCCGCUAACUCCUUGUCUCAGCUUUAUACUCUGGCUAUGAAUCAGCAAAAACUCUCCUUCCAAGCUGGCAAACGCCAUGGCCUUGAAAAACUUUAUCAGUGGAUUUGUAGACAACAAGAGGGAGGAUCGAGAGUAACAACGAUGGAUAUUCUCAGUUACCUUCAGAAUGAACUAGACUACAGUGAAGAGCCAUUAAUGUCACCUAGAGCACCAAGCCAACAUCAGCAUCCCCAACAUACGAUGCAGUUCAUGAAUACCAAUUUCAUGGUCUCUUCAGACUCAUCUGGCCAAACUGCUGGGCAGGGAACACGCUCUGACAAUUGCGAUCAGCAGUCCAAGAAUUUAGUUUUCUCAAAUGCUCUAUCAAGUCCUGUUCGUCGGAGCCUCCAGCAUUAUCACAUCGCUCAAGAAGGAUCCAGGAAUAAUGAAGCUAGCUUUCUCCAGAACCAGACUAGGGAUUCUAAUCCUCUCAGCUCCAAUGACACCUUGAUGGACAUGCAUGCUGAUAGUCCAUCCCAUGAAUCUACUUACCGAUAAUGCUGUGUCCCCAACAAUUAAAAGUGUCCAGAACGGCUGUGUUGGUGCAUCACCAUGCUGUUGCCGAAGUAAAGAAAUCACAAAUAGAUGGGUUACAUCACACAAAAAUAAAGCAGAUGGCACGGGUGACCAGCCGAAAGCAUUUCAAGAAGAAUAGUGUAGUGUGUUGUGCUUGUGCUUGUGCUGGGUUUGUGUUUUGGUUGUAUUUGCUUUGGAGGUCUUAAAUUUCAGGGUAAAGCUUUUGUUCCAAUAAAAAUUCAGCUACUUUCAAGGAA
Hibiscus syriacus is the source of this 1003-nucleotide messenger RNA. RefSeq lists its product as uncharacterized. NCBI's taxonomy places the organism in Eukaryota, Viridiplantae, Streptophyta, Magnoliopsida, Malvales, Malvaceae. The coding region runs from base 117 to 728 and encodes 203 amino acids. The record is from RefSeq and is a predicted model, not a curated record. The transcript is spliced from 3 exons.